UCCUUUUUUUCCAUCCAAUAAUAUGAACCCUGAGCCACGUGCGUGCGCACGAGCAAAAGCAAAACCGAUGCACAAACGGUUGAACAGCAGGAGAAAGCAAAUUCAUUGAACAGGUAUAGCGCACAAAAUUCAAGGAAGUGGGAGGAUUUAAAGAAGAUUUAAAAGGCCAAAAAAACCCCGCUGGAAAACAUAGCAACUAUCCAGAAUACGUAUUUACUGGAAUCCUCAAAACAAGCAGCCACGGUUUCUUAAAUUAACACUAAAACAACAUGACAAUCACCGGCACUGUCUCGGAACCUUCCUAUACCUUUGAAGGUUACAUUGGCUAUGACGAGAAGUCGAUAGGAAAUUUAAAGUUUGGUACUUUCGAACCCAAAACAUGGACUGAGGACGACGUCGACAUUAAAAUUGCUUACUGUGGCAUUUGCGGCAGCGAUCUCCAUACUUUGCGUUCUGGCUGGGCUCCGACGUCAUAUCCUGUUGUCGUAGGACACGAAAUCACUGGUACAGUUGUUCGUGUCGGUAAAAACAUUAAGCAUCUUCGGGUGGGUGACCGUGUUGGUGUUGGUGCUCAAUCUGGCUCCUGUCUUAAAUGUGAACAGUGCAAAGAAGGCCACGAACAGUACUGUGAUAAGCAGUUCAUAGGAACGUAUGGAUCGCCGUACGAUGAUGGAUCGAUUUCCACUGGCGGAUAUGCAAACUAUACCCGUGUUCCUGCUCAUUUUGUAAUUCCUAUUCCUAGCGGCAUUGAUCUCGCUGACGCUGCCCCGUUCAUGUGUGCAGGUGUCACUACCUACACUCCUUUGCGUCAAAACAAUAUUGGUCCUGGCAGUCGCGUAGGUGUAAUCGGCAUUGGAGGUCUUGGUCAUUUCGCCAUUAUGUUUGCCAAAGCUUUGGGAGCAGAAGUAACGGCAAUAUCCCGGAGCCGUAAAAAAGAGACUGAUGCUCGUCAACUGGGAGCAACGAAGUAUAUUGCUUCAGCCGAAGAUGGAUGGAAGGAGCGCUUUAAACGUUACUUUGACGUGAUUAUCUGUACUGUUGAUAGCUCUGGGUUUUCUAUAAACGAUUACCUUUUCAUGUUGAAGGCAAGAAUUGGUAAAUUUGUGUACCUUGGCGCUCCUGACUCGGACAUCUCAGUCAGUCUUCAUCCCUUUAUCGGCAACAACAUCUCCCUGACUUCUAACCUCAUCGGUUCACCCAGUGAAAUUCAAGAAAUGUUUGAGUUGGUGAGGGAGAAACAGCUGAAGCCUAUCAUUGAAGUUCGCAAACUAAGUGAAGUCAACCAAGCCUUGAAGGAUAUGGAAGCUGGAAAGGCUCACUUCCGUUAUGUUCUUGAUGUUUCCAAGUAGUUUUGUUCCUUCGUUUUAUUCAAUUAUAUGCUUGUAACGAA
Messenger RNA from Schizosaccharomyces japonicus yFS275, 1390 nucleotides. Its product is annotated as NADP-dependent alcohol dehydrogenase. The record is from RefSeq and is a predicted model, not a curated record. The coding region runs from base 270 to 1349 and encodes 359 amino acids. Lineage: Eukaryota; Fungi; Ascomycota; Schizosaccharomycetes; Schizosaccharomycetales; Schizosaccharomycetaceae. Gene Ontology annotation, molecular function: alcohol dehydrogenase (NADP+) activity; oxidoreductase activity; zinc ion binding. The transcript has 2 exons.